AUGACGUGUACUAUUAUUACCAGCAUUUUGCAGAUAAGAGAAGUGAGAUACAGAGUGGUUAAGGGAUCGGUGACAUUCCAGGAUGUGGCUGUGGACUUCACCCCAGAAGAGUGGCAGCUGCUGGACUGUGAUCAGAGAACCUUGUAUUGGGAUGUGAUGCUGGAGAACUUUAGAAACCUCACCGCAGUGGGAAAAAAAGCAUACAAGAGAAAAAAACCCUUUGAAUUCAAUGACUGUGGGAAAGCCUUUAACAGUAAGGGACACCUUAUAGCCCAUCAAAAAAUUCAUAGUGGGGAGAGAUCCUUUGUGUGCAGUGAUUGUGGGAAAGCAUUUGUGCAUGAAGCACAACUGGUGGUCCCCCAGAGACUUCACACUAGAGAGAAGCCUUAUGAAUGCCAUCCGUGCGGGAAGUUGUUUACUCACAACUCCUCCUUUACCCAACAUGUGAAAUCUCAUGCACUCGAGAACUCGUUUGAAUGUAAGGAAUGCGGGAAAACCUUUGAGUACAGUUUAUCCCUUUAUAAACAUUCUAGAUUUCAUAUAGGAGAGAAAUCCUACAGAUGUAGAGAAUGUGGCAAAGCCUCAGUGCUUGUCAUGCAUCAGAGGAUUCAUACAGGCGAGAGACCCCACGGGUGUACGAACUGUGGAAAAGCCCUCAUCAAGAAGUCACAUCUCCUUAAACAUUGCUUAACUCCUACAGCAGAGCAACAAAACAAAUGUAGUGCAUGUGGGAGAUGUUUUAACCGGAAGACACAUCUCACUGUCCAUCAAAGAACUCAUAAACACAUGGAAGCUUUGUGAAUGUGGGAGAACGUGCAGUUAGCCUUUUAAUAAAGCAGCAAAGAAUUAAUAAUGA
Leopardus geoffroyi (Geoffroy's cat) is the source of this 856-nucleotide messenger RNA. Its product is annotated as zinc finger protein 684-like. Lineage: Eukaryota; Metazoa; Chordata; Mammalia; Carnivora; Felidae. The transcript has 3 exons. The record is from RefSeq and is a predicted model, not a curated record. Bases 1 to 801 code for a protein of 266 amino acids. Gene Ontology annotation, biological process: negative regulation of transcription by RNA polymerase II. Gene Ontology annotation, molecular function: DNA-binding transcription repressor activity, RNA polymerase II-specific.